Molecule: messenger RNA, 1728 nt
Organism: Lynx canadensis (Canada lynx)
Lineage: Eukaryota; Metazoa; Chordata; Mammalia; Carnivora; Felidae
Gene: PITX3
Product: paired like homeodomain 3
Exons: 4
Coding region: 78-986 (302 amino acids)
Biological process (GO): regulation of transcription by RNA polymerase II; anatomical structure morphogenesis
Cellular component (GO): nucleus
Molecular function (GO): RNA polymerase II cis-regulatory region sequence-specific DNA binding; DNA-binding transcription factor activity, RNA polymerase II-specific
Source: RefSeq, a predicted model, not a curated record
CUUCUAUCAGACCAUCACUGGGGCAGCCCCAAGCCUGAUUCCUGACUGCAGAUCUGGAAGGGGAGAGUCCUCCCUCCAUGGAGUUCGGCCUGCUCAGCGAGGCGGAGGCCCGGAGCCCGGCCCUCUCGCUGUCAGAUGCGGGCACUCCCCACCCGCCACUCCCAGAACACGGCUGCAAGGGCCAAGAGCACAGCGACUCGGAGAAGGCCUCGGCUUCGCUGCCCGGAGGCUCCCCGGAAGACGGCUCCCUGAAGAAGAAGCAGCGGCGGCAGCGCACCCACUUCACCAGCCAGCAGCUACAGGAACUGGAGGCGACCUUCCAGAGGAACCGCUACCCCGACAUGAGUACGCGCGAAGAGAUCGCCGUGUGGACCAACCUCACCGAGGCCCGCGUGCGGGUGUGGUUCAAGAACCGGCGCGCCAAGUGGCGGAAGCGCGAGCGCAGCCAGCAGGCGGAGCUAUGCAAGGGCGGCUUCGCCGCGCCGCUCGGGGGGCUGGUGCCGCCCUACGAGGAGGUGUACCCCGGCUACUCGUACGGCAAUUGGCCACCAAAGGCUCUCGGCCCGCCGCUCGCUGCCAAGACCUUCCCGUUCGCCUUCAACUCGGUCAAUGUGGGGCCUCUGGCAUCGCAGCCCGUCUUCUCGCCACCCAGCUCCAUCGCCGCCUCCAUGGUGCCCUCGGCCGCGGCCGCCCCGGGCACCGUGCCAGGGCCUGGGGCCCUGCAGGGCCUGGGCGGGGGCCCCCCCGGGCUGGCUCCGGCCGCAGUGUCCUCCGGGGCAGUAUCCUGCCCUUACGCCUCGGCCGCCGCAGCCGCUGCUGCAGCCGCCUCCUCCCCCUACGUAUAUCGGGACCCGUGUAACUCGAGUCUGGCCAGCCUGAGGCUCAAGGCCAAACAACACGCCUCUUUCAGCUACCCCGCCGUGCCCGGGCCGCCCCCGGCCGCCAACCUCAGUCCGUGCCAGUACGCCGUGGAACGGCCCGUAUGAAUGGCCCGGUCCGUCGACCAUCCCCGAGGGCGGGGUCGAUAAUUCACAGCCUCCCCGGACUGGGGUCUUCUAGACUGGCUUGCCCCUGCCCCGGGGUCUGAGAGGGGUGCUGGGGCAGCUGAGGGGUGGGGGGGAGGCGGCCGGCUCAGGAGACAGACUUCCCCCACCGCCGACCCUGAGGGGUGGACUGGACCCUACACACAGUCCGCGCCCCUGGGACUAAGGCCAGGAAAAGGGACCAGUUCCCCAGGGGCCAACUGACCCUUGGCCCACCCCGCCUUCUUCAGACUCCUCUCCUCAUUUUCAAAGAUUAAUGAAAUAAACGUGCGCGGACUGCCAAAGGCCUGAUGAUUCAGAGUUGCGAUUCAGCCCCCUCCCCUCAAGCUCUCCCAUUUCUAAAGGAGAGCUGGGUGUGCAGGAAAGAAGGGCCGGGGCUUCUAGGGCUUCAGUACCCCCUCAGCUCCCAACACCAGGAUGGAAAAGCUGGGGGAUUCCUGGACCCACGGAGCGCACCUGCAUGCGCGUUUGUUGAGUGUGGCUUAGGAGCCAGCAACUUGGCUGGCGUUGGCCAAAGUUGGUGCUGCGGCGCCACCCGGUGGUCUCAUGGCGGAUAACUGGGAGGUCUGGUCUCCAACGCUUACUUGGCAGGAAUCAAUUCUGCAACUUAGGAAGCCUAUGAUCUUAGAUAAGUUACUCCGCCUUUCUGCACCUGUUUCUCACUGUUCCUAUGAGGGGUUUGGGC